CCUGCCUUUUAUUUUCUACAGCACCAUUCCCAGGUGCUAGAAUGGAUGUGAAGAACUUUGUCGGGUUUAAGAAGAAAUCGGCCAAGGAGCCGAAGAAGAAGGAGGCGGGCACGCAGAAGCCCGUCGAUAAGUUCUUCCCGAGGGAAGUUGAGCCUUCAUCAGUUGUCCCUGUUGAUGCUGUUGUUGCCACCGCGAAGAGGAAGGCGGCCGACAAAGGCGUUGAGCCCGUCGGCAAGAAGCCAAAAAGGGGGGAUGCCGGGAAGAAGGCUCCCCCGGUUCUGAUAGUGGAUGAGCACUCAACCUCCGAGCCUCCGGUUGUAGUAGCGACGGCUCCUUCCAACCCCCCUCCGACUCAGAUGGGUGAGUUGGGUCUACCCCGGGAGGACAUACAGUUCUCCCUCAUAAAGGGGACUGUCAUAGUGCAUGGCACUGUGGAUCCGAAA
Molecule: messenger RNA, 443 nt
Organism: Cuscuta europaea
Lineage: Eukaryota; Viridiplantae; Streptophyta; Magnoliopsida; Solanales; Convolvulaceae
Source: the annotation of a GenBank genome assembly